UCUGACGCGACUGAUUUAGCAACGUCCCGUCGGUAUAUAAAACUACACACCUGCUACGGUUCCAACUACCUCGGCUAGUCGUCCUGCUGCACUCGGUAAUCAAACGCACAGGACAGCACCAGCAACAAAGGCACUUCUCGGUGGACCGAAGUUUUAUCCAUCAGUAAGCCACAGAAGAUGUCCUGGAAGAUGCAGUGUCGUGCAAAAUAAGCAAAAUCUUUACAACAAAAAUCUUCGCCACAGGGUUCUUCGCCCACUCCAAUAAUGCAUAGCGUGCAUUCACAAACAAGAACCAUCUACUAUCUCCCCGGUGCUGAUACAGAUUGUUGUACCAUGAUGAUAAAAUUUAUACAAGUUUGACUGUUUUGAUGUAAAUUUGGACUCAUUUUCGGUAAACCACGACUUCAUUCGCAUUUGAUUUACAUUUUGAACCCAUUUUCCAUUUCCUCCUGUUGUACUUCUAGAUGAUCCAAAUCACCAGAGCGCAGCUGUCCCCCCGCGAGCAGGAUGCUAAAAGCUCGGACGCUAACAAUCCCUCGAAGCCGCGAAAGCCGACUAUUAACCUGGAAAACAAGGUUCUCUCCAAGGACGAGUCCGUUCCUCAUCUUCCUGACGCAGAAAGCAGUUCCGGCGGAAGCACCACCGAUAAGGUAAAUGGCUUUACCACUUCCGGGGCAACGACGAGUUCUGGUAGUGCCAGCGGGGCAACAACGGGUGGAAUAACGGGCGCCACAGCGGGAACAAUAAGUGCGAAUGGGACGAAAAAUGACAGCGGCGCACAAUCACCAGCGACGCCAACUAACACAGGGCAAACCGCCACCACCUUCGCGGGUGUAGAACUCGUGUAUGAAAGUGCGCAACUCCCCCUCCCCCUCAUUUGUGUGGCAUGAACAACAACACAAACAACAGCAGAAAUGCCGCUUCCGCAUGACAAAUCUGAACACGGAUCGAUUGUAGUACUGUUUGAGAUUCCAAAAUUUGGCAUGCAGGCAGAGCCUCAAAGCAGGAUGUGGAUUCGGUAUUUUGCAUUACAAAUGAGGGGGAGAGCGAGUUGUGCACACUCAUAUCGUGAAGGUGCAAUUAAGAAGGUCUGCGUCGAAUCUGGAUAGCACGAAAAAAGAUUUCAGACGGCGAGGGAGGCGAAUUGUGUUUUGCUGUUUGCAAGAGGAUGACCCGGAGGAGAUUAUGAGGCUGCGGGAGGAACGAGCCAGGAGAAAAAGCGAAAAGAUGAAGAAGAAACAGGCGGAAGGAGAGAGCAGUAAAGGAACUAUGAAUUAUUCGGAGGGCGACUCAGCCCCGAUUCUGCAAGGGAACAACAAUAGCGAAAAUAUGAUGCUGCAAUCGCAGCAGUCCAUUACCAUAGCGCGCAUGGCCUCCCGGUCGAAAUCCAGCGACAUGCUGCAGUCGCAGGGCAGCGGGGAGAAGAAGUCGUUGAUGUCAGAUUUAUCCGGACGAGACAGAGGCCAGACGGAUUUGUCUGGUUUAUACCUCUAUCAAAUGCAAAAAUGUCUGGGUCUGGAAGAAUGCAACUUGUGAUGUGUAUUUCAGAACACAGAAAAGUCCCUCAUGCAUACUUAGCAAAAGCUCCUACUUUUUGUCAGCAAAAUAGGAGACGACUUGUCAUGCGGAUUCGGCAUUGCGGAAGGUUCUCGAAACCUGUGAUGCUAGAGCUUCCAUGCCAGACCUCCUGUGUCAUGCAAAAACAGCAUGACUCUUCCAGACCCAGACACUUUUACAAUGCAUAACCUCGAUGACCUCGAGUUUAACCUUUCAGGAGCAAAGGACGUAGACGUUGCAGGUUCACCGACCAUAUCCUGUGCAAAAGUAUCGUACUCGUAGUAAUCGCAGCGAUGCAUUACAAAUUUUUUCCUUAAGGUAAAUCUGCAUGACAAAUUUUAUUUCUCAUGCUGAGGAGAUUUGUCAUGCAUUUAUAUAUACGAGUACGAUACUUUUACAGUUCAUAGACCAGCAGCUACGCGGUGCCGCAGGAGUUGCGAAUAACGAACAACACGUCCACCCCGUCCGCAAUAGGCGGUUCGCAGACGCCGUUUGCGAGGAACAAAAGCCCGGGGCAUUUGGUGCUGACCAAAAUGACGUCGAAGUAAGGGCUGGAGGUGUAUGAUUUCUCGUUCUCAUUCGUCUUUCUCCCCUACCAAACCCGUAGCUUCUCAAACCUAUUUUCCAUGAUAUAAUUUCACACUGAGCAUUGUACUUCUUGUUUUGCAUUAUUGGAUACAACGUUUCUCAUAAUCGGACCACGUACCUUUCAUGGGGCCUUGUUAUCACAAUUAGGCCGACCUUCUGGGACUGUCGCUUAAUACACUUCGACGCCCUUUGAGUCUGUUUUGUAUCAAAAAUGUUAUUGUGAAAGUUUUCACAGAACAACAAACUAUAGGAUCCGCAUGAGAGCAGUUCUGUCGUAUCCACCACCCUUUAUGCGCUUUCGACAACAAGAGAAACAAUAUCCUGCCACACCAUCUGAAUUUGAAAAAGACUCCACUCGCAGGAUCAGAAGUUGAGAAGCUUAAAUCUCUGUAAAAAUCCAAGCAGUGGCACGAGCAGCGUCGAUAGACGACAGAAGCAGAACUAUCAUACGCUUCUCUCUGGCAACAGAAUUUUUUGGAAAGGUGUUCUAUUGCA
Molecule: messenger RNA, 2640 nt
Organism: Amoebophrya sp. A120
Lineage: Eukaryota; Dinophyceae; Syndiniales; Amoebophryaceae
Source: the annotation of a GenBank genome assembly